CCUCCCGUGGAGGAUGGGGGCCAAGGCAUGUUGCUGAGCCCACCAGGUAGGGCUGAGGAGGUGGGGGUGGAAGUGGGGGGCAGAGGGGGGGAUGAAGGCACGGCAGGAGAGCAAGGCCCCGAAGGCCCCGUGGGGGCAGUAGGGGCGGUAGGAGUAGGGCAAGCAGAAGGAGAAGGGGGUGCUCUAAAUGGCGGAGGCGCCCCAAGCCAGCAUUCCUGGAUCCAGAGGACGUUUGACCAAGUGCUCUCGGCUUCCCACUUGAGGGUUUCCCUCCCGGAUGCCCAGCCAGUGACAGUCUUGUGCCUGGAGAGAUACAUGGCGGACGUCCCAUCGCCCGGUGCCGCCCCAAAGUUGCCUGCCGGUAGUGCCUGCCACACGCACGCGGCUCCCUUUGCUUCGUAUUGCUAUGAUGUCACCGUCACAGAUGGCACAUACCAGGAGAAAUGCUACCUGGCUCCUGAACUGAACACCCUAGUAUACAAAAAUGCCCUGCACUGUGGCUCUUGGGUGAAAAUCACACAGUGUUCGUACAUGUAUAACGAGAAGAAAUUGUGUUACGGCUUUCUGUGCAUUGAGCAACUUGAAGUAGUUGGCACAUCAGAUGCGAGCGAUUGUCCCCAAGAGCAAAAAGAAUACAAUGAAAAGCCCACAACACCCCUGAAAGGUGGCAAAAAAUAUUACCUUCCUUUGUGGAAUAAUGAAGAUCCUUGUGGGGGUGUGUGGAUUGGAAAGAAGCUUUCACAGGGUCUUUGUUUUGAUGAAUCCAAGCUAACUUCUCUCCUUCAUCUGGAGAUGAGCUGGAGGUCCAAAACAAAUUUCCUACCCUUGCUUGUUAGAAUUAUGCAUAAAGCCCGGUUACGGUACUAUGGGAAACCUGAUACAAAAGUAGAUAUGCCAUAUCAGGCCUAUUUUGAAGUGGCUGAUCAUUCUGGUAUGAUGUCAAUGGUCCUGUGGAAUUCUUUAUGUCCUGAAUGGUAUAACAGCAUGGAGAUUGGCACGGUGCUGCUGCUCGAACAGUAUGCUAUCAAAACAAGUUAUCCUUUUAAAACGCAACCAACCCCUGGAGACUUGCACAUGAAGAGAUUCUCUUCAAUAGAAAUCAAUUUGAAUGUUCGAGAUCUUCCAACCAAAAUUAACAUUAUUCCAGAAAACAAGGUUAAAGCAGAAUGGAAGUUGCCUGAAGUUAAAUAUCGUUUUAUAACAAGGUCAGAACUAAAUAAUUUACCAAGCAGUCACUCCUGUGAUAUUAUUGGACUUGUACAGUAUGUUGGAAGGACCGAACGUACAAGAAAAAGAGAAUAUGGGGAAGAUUUUUGGAUCCAUCGCUGGGUACAUGUUGUUGAUGGGACCUCAGAGCAGCCUUUCAUACUUGAAUUGUUUGCCACUUCUCAGCCAGAAAUAUUUGAACAAAUUCACCCAAUGACAUACUUGGUAUGUACACAGAUGAGGGUGAUGCGAGAUACUGCUGAGAAUGGCAGCUGUACCGUUUAUCUGACAACUUCUAAUGAAAGUCAAAUGUUUAUUACAGGGUGGCACAAAGGCCAGCCAUAUACAAAAGAUACCAAAGUGAAAAGCUUUAUCCAGUGGAUUAAAACUCAGAAGGAAGCUUCUCAUAUGGAGAAAACUGCCAUUGGUGGAUAUUGUCCUUUUCCACCAGUUCCGGAUACUUUUCUGAAGUAUUGUAAAAACAUUAAAGUUGAAUCCGUUUUGACAACCAUCAGUGAAAUGGAGAAGGAGAUUGAAAGCCUGCACUACAGGGAGCACAAACGCAUUGCUAUUCAGGGGAUAAUUAGUGCUAUAAGAUAUGUCAGCUGUAGCAAUACAUCUCAAGAUGCCUCAGGAGUGGAACCAAUGCAGAGCAACAGAAGGCCAUUGUUACAGACUUCUGUGCCAGAAAGUGACCGUGUUAAGGAAGGAAAAAGAAAGCAUCCACCAACUGGAGAAUCAGGUUCUGUGGGAAAGUCACCAUCGUCUGUGCAGCAGCAACAGAUAGUAACCAGAAAGGGUCGAUCAAAAAGAAAGCUUGAGACUGUGGAGACAAGAGAUCUUUCUCCCACACCAUCUGAACGUACAUACUUCACAAGAUCAGCAGGCAAGAAAAUAAUGUUGCAUGGAUUUUUGCAAGAGAAUUCUCAAGGAAGAAAAGAGAGUCAAGACAUAACAGAAGCAACGCAGCCCUGUGGAAGCAACAAAGAAGUGGCUGAUGUGCCUGAAAAAGUUCAAACCGAGAGGAUGUGCCAUAAUUCCUGGGAAAGUGCUCUCUGGACAGCAGUAAAAGACAAUUUAACACAACACUUGCACUACAGCAGCGUUUUCCCAGAAAGCUUUCCUUGUAAAUUUGAUUAUGUGCACAAAGAAUUCCUUAUGCAACAAUACAAUCUUCAGGCAGCCAAAUGCAAACCAAAAGAAAGCACAGCGAAUGAGAGCAUGAGUAACUUUGAAAAUGCCUGUCCUCGUGAAUAUUAUGAAGUGGCUAUUCUUGGCAUAAAUCAUGAUGCAGCCGUAGAUGUUGCCUUCCUGCCUGUAUGUUGCCCAGAAGAUUCCCAUUUUUUUCGACCAGAAGCUACACAGAACAAUGCAGGCUCGUCUUGCUCAAGUCACCGGGAGACCAUUAACAAAGAAGGGCUUUCUGAGAUAUUUUCACUUUCAGAUGAAGUUGUAAAGGCAGCGGCAGACCUUGAGAAACAGCAUGUCAUCUGUAUCCUGGAUGUCUGUUCUUUGGGUGAAGAUAAAGUCGAAGUCUUUCUUAACAAGGUCUAUAAAAUAACAGAAGUUGAUGUAACAAACCAAACAUAGAGUUUUACUGUUAAACCGUAGAGAGGAAUAAACUUGCCAGAGAGCCUCCUCCACAGAAGAGCUUGAAUUUUACCUGGCAGUAACCUGGGAAAGGGAGAUUCCUAGCCCUUCCAGCCAAAGAGUGCAGGCUUUCUGUUGAGGGUGUGUUGCAGCACACCGCCACCUUCAGAUCACUUUUUGGAUGCUGCAAGUUCUACUUAGGAAAAGUCUGGAUGGCAAAGCUGCAAAUAGGACCGUGAUCUGAUGCGACAAAACCUUUGCAGAGUUAGCAGUGGGCUUUUCACUCUGCGCCUCUGAUUGCUAGGCAUCUGGACGUAGUGAUGAUAUCAAGUGUUGUCAUGAUGAUAGUGAGUGCCCCUAGAUGAAGACAAUGUGCUGUGAAGUGCAACUUAGGCAAAGCACAGGCCUGUCAGAGCUCACCCAGCUUGGGAGGAUCAAACAUAGAAGAAGACAAGGAGAUGUUGGGAAUUAGGAGACGUGUGGACCUUCCUGGUGUCUUAAUGGCCUUACGGACCAAAUCUCAAGAGUAGGACAAGAUUGCCAAAAUAGGUUGCUCCAUUAGUAACCACUCAUUGCCGGAUAAAGGGGGGUGGGGGGUCCUUGCAGGAAGGAAUAGGAGAGAAGCUUCUCCUUCCUGGUAGGCGAUGGCCUGUCGGAGGCCCACAGCAUACUUGGAGAGCCCUUGCGUUGAUUGCUCUUCAUUUGCUGUUCCAACCAGAGUCCGUCGUUACACUGUCUGCUGAUCUUUAUAAAGCUGCUUGUCGCCCAAAGAUGGCGAGCUUUGGUUCUUCUGAGUUUCAGAUGAAAUGAGAAAGAGUAAUAGUGGUUCUUGGUGUCUGCCUCCCUCUUCUUCUGCCAGAAACAAGAGCUGAUGUUGGUGCAGAACUACUCCUUGUGUACCAGCAUAGGGAAUCCUCAGCGCUCUCCCCGCUUCUGUCUGGAUCCCUACAGCUCUUCUGUGGCUCUACUUUUUUAUGUGAGGUCCAUGUCAGCUAAAUGUGACAUAAGCUUUUGGGGGAGGGCCAAAAUAGUGAGGCUAUGUACUCCCAGAAGGGACCCCAUAUAGCUGCAAAGCAGUAUGAAGGAAGCAGAAGCUGAGUGUGUGUGUGUGUGCGCACACAUCCUAGUUAAUUAUUAGUUCUGUUUGGAAGCAAAGUGAUCAGUCAGACUUCCUGUGUCUCGUGUUGCAUGCUAACUUUGGUAUAAGUGAAAUAUAACUUAUUUAAGUUUUUAUAUAUUUACUUAAAAUCUAAUUCAGAAUUAUUCACAUAAUGUGAUAUUCCUUUCAGAUAUUUAUGCUUUUUUCUGUACUGUUUAAUAAAAACGCAGCACUGACUCGAUAGUGAUGUUCAGGUGAAACAAA
Molecule: messenger RNA, 4159 nt
Organism: Hemicordylus capensis (graceful crag lizard)
Lineage: Eukaryota; Metazoa; Chordata; Lepidosauria; Squamata; Cordylidae
Gene: RADX
Product: RPA1 related single stranded DNA binding protein, X-linked
Exons: 15
Coding region: 28-2796 (922 amino acids)
Biological process (GO): regulation of DNA repair
Cellular component (GO): replication fork
Molecular function (GO): single-stranded DNA binding
Source: RefSeq, a predicted model, not a curated record